UUGCUUUUUCUCCAGGCCGCAAUCGAACUGACCAAACGAUUGGAGGAAGUUCGCCUGCUGGAAUCACGCCGCUCGCCCCGUCUCGCCGAUCAGGAAAAGGACACGGACUUUGCCCGGCUGGCCGACAUGGCUGGGGACCGGCGGCGACAAUCACACAGCAUCGAUGUGCCAUUCUCACUUACGCAACAAAAUGGAUCUCGUAAACGACGCCCGUCAUACUCACAGGACGAUCGGGAAUACUACAGCAUCAACGACGACGACCCGAUGGACGAAUGCAAUGCCGCCCUGGUACUUAUGAGUUUGUCCUGUUCGCCGAAUUCUUCUGUGACUGGCUGGGAAACUGUGCUGGGCACCAGUUCUAGCAGUAGCACCACCUCGUGGAGCACCGGUUCGACCACGCCGCCGCUCAGCGAGGAUGGUCAUUCCACGCCACCGAACAACAGCGUUAGCAGCAGCAGUGGAAUCAACAGCAACGGAAGCAGUCCAGCGAACAACAACAACAACAAUAACAGUACUACCGCUACCAACGGCACGACGAUCACGGCCAACAAUAAUUCUACCAACGAAACCGUCAUUCGCGGACCACGGACUACAUCAUUCUCGGACGAAGGCAUCGGAAUGGACUACAGCGAGGACAUGAAGAGAAAACGACGGGCAAGCCAACCAAUCUACAAAUGCACCUGGAAGGGUUGUGGAGUUAUCUACACAUCUUGUUCUGAGGUCACCGCUCACGUACGAAACGCACAUCUUGGACCGGACGCGGCCAGCGACGACGAGGAUUUCUACUUUAACGAGUUCGAGGAUGAGAGUGAUAGCGGUCACAGUGCACCCCAUCCGCCAUCGCCACCGACUCUGAGCCACCGCGACAUGGCUCGACCUCCGCACGAGGAUCCGGAAUACCAGCGGCAAAUCGUUGGUAACUACCGGCAAGGGCUGCUGUCGAUGUCGUCCGCCGCCCAGCAGCAGCAGCAACAACAGCAGCAACAUCAUCACCAUCAGCAGCAGCAUCACCAACACCAUCAGCAUCAGCAGCUGAGCUCGGCUGGUGUCAUCAAACCCCCACUGCCACUGCCGGGAGCGGCCACGACUGCCGGUCAUCCGCUUCACCAUCCGGGGUUGAACAAUAAUAACAACAACAACAACACCAUCAUCAGCGGCCAAGGCAGCAACACCAGCAGCAAUAACGGAAGCUCCGCCAACAGCAGUAGCAACGGCAGCGGCGCCGUGCAUCCGCACAGUAACACUUCGCCGCUGAUACACCACAAUUACACCUGGUCGCAGGUCAGUCCGACCUCCCCCCAGAAGCACGUCCGCCUAUCGCCCCGACCGUCAGCCUCCUAUCCGUACCCGUCGCCAAACUACUCAAACCAAAUAGCUCAACAACAUCACUACCAACAGCAGCAGCACCUUGGCCAAAUCCAGCUCUCACCGGGCGGCACCAACUAUCACCACCAGUCGACGAUUUCGCUCUCCUCGGGCAGCGCCGGUGGCCAGGUGCAGCCCCUCAACGGUUCCGGGGCCUUUGCCACACCCGGUUCCAGCCCUGGCGCCGCCAGCAAUCGAUCGCCACUUUCGCCGAACCGCCGGACGCGGGGCGAGAACAAAAAGUGCCGCAAGGUGUACGGCAUGGACCACAAGGAGCAAUGGUGCACCCAGUGCAAGUGGAAGAAGGCCUGCAGCCGCUUCGGGGACUGAUCCAAGUCUCGCAAGCAUCCGCCGCCAUCGGCGACGGCAGCCACGACAGCGUCGGCGACGACGACAACAACAACUUCUACGGGAGCAUCGCAGCAAGCGACGUCUGCGGCUGUCAGCGCGGCAGCAGCGCCCCUAGCGGUUGCACUAUCAAACCACCUUCAUCACAACCACAACCACCACAACAACAACCAUCACCAUCACAACAAUAGCAGCCAGCAGCAAUCAGUCUGAUGUGUGAGAAGAGCAUGUCUGCGUAUGGUUGAAUAAGUGGAAUAAAAAAACAGAAUGUUUGCGCGGUUGACAUGUGUGCGUGUGGGCGCGUCUGGCUAGGUAAGAACGAGGGAAAUAUAUGUGUGCGUGGAUGUGUCCGUGAAGCGCGCGUGCACUGUAAAUAUAACCGUGAUAUAUUUUAGCGAGAACAAGAGAAAAAACGAUUGAAAAAUAAGCAAAAAAUAUGAAAAUCAAUUCGUAAAGAGAUAGUUUGUAGGUUCUAUUGAGUGUAAUAAUGUUAGUUAUUUAUAUUCUCAGCAAUCGUAUGUAAAGUCGCAGCCAAUACCAAUAUUGUACAGAAAGAAGAUUGAUCAGAGUGGAACUACCUAAAAAACCAAGAGAAAGAAAGUAAAACAUAGCGGUUCUAUUGGAACGAACAUUAUUUUUAUACUGCUACUACAGAACAAUAGUGUGACUCUAAACGAAAAUUUUCUACAGCACAUUGUUGCCAGUCUAUCCAUUCAAUUUUGUUUCAACACACUGCACAUUAAGCUUACCACACACUUUAAACCAAACUAAAAGCGAUUGAAACAUACAAAAUAUGCAACCCGAUUUUAAUCAUCCGCUGCAGAAACAAAGUUUAAACUUCAAGUUGAACUAUGUGAUUUUAAACUGUUGACAAUUUUUUCAAGGAAAAACGUACUACAAAGCUAAGCAUCGCCGUUGUUCUAACUACUCUUUUUUGUUGAUUUUAAUGCAUAGUAAUGGUCUAAAUGUUGUACUCUAUUAAUCGUUUUUAACAUACCUGCAACACACCAUCGGAAACAACAACAACAACAAUAUGUAUCGCGGAACAAGAAGAAAAUUCGCUUAUCAAAACAAGCAGCAGCAAAAAGGCAGUGUUUCUAACAACACCACCUUCGAGAGGGCAUUGUGGAUCGCGCUAAGAACGAAUGAAUUGGAAGAUGAAAAAAAAUUGGCUUUUGAAUGACGAUUGUCUCUAUCUCUUUAUCGAAUAAUAUGCUCGAAAGAUAUGCGAAGCAACAACUACAGCAAAAAAAUUGGAAAAAAUAAUACAACCAUAAAUAAAUGCAACAAGACUUUUAAAGGCUGAAUUAGUUUUUAACGAACCAGAAAACCAGAAUAAAAUGAGAGAAAACAAAGUUGCGCUUUGCGAUGUCAACGCAAAAUCUAAGGAAGAAGCGAAUCGUACUGACACACACACAACCCAGGUCAUAUCAGCGCGCAUUCUUCAUGCAAUCAAAAGUAAAAACAGAACAAAACCAAAAUCCAAAUGCAAUUGAAAAAUACCCCAAAACAAGGCAAGUUUGGGUAACACGCAGGGUGCGGCUUGAGCCAAAUUCUCAACACGAUGGCGACGGCUGCAUUGACUGCGAAUGACGUUUAGCAACAAAACCAACCCACACACACCUAUGUGAAAGUGUGAAUAAAAGCGAAUAAAACCACUGCCAAUAAUAUUAAAAACCAGAGAAAAAGGGGAUAACCACAAACCAACAAAAGCGAAACAAAAAAAAACAUCUAAGCCGUGAAAAAUACAUUACUAAAAUAAUAUCGACUAAUUAAUUAAUUAGCUGCAAGGUAUGUACGUGUGAAACUUACGUGUUUGACUUGUUUGUUAUUCCAAAAAACCAUUAGUAAAGAGAAGAACAAGAAGGAGAAACGAUUGCUAACGUUAAGCCAACUAUCUCUCUCUCACUUUCACUCUCUCUCGCGCGCGCUCUUUUACUCACUCUAUCUCUCGUUGAAGUGACUAAAGUUUAAGAGAGGAAAGCAACAAAAAAAACUAAAUAAAACAAAACAGAGAGUUAAAAAUAACAAAAAAUCCUGCAAGUUAGGUCUAAUAAUUUACGUAUAAGUUUUAAGCUGAAUACUGAAACGAAUCAGAACCGAAUCAUCCAGACAGAGACCCCCUUUUGGCACGUAUGAGAGGACACAGAACGCAACAACUGGUCAAAUUAUGAUAUUCUCGCUCCCAAGGCUUGGAGCCGGGGGGCAAAAAUGAAGCGAGCUGAUUUUACUCCUUCGUUUUGGUUCUCAUUUAUUUUUUUGUGUUUUUUCAUGUACACUUGCAAAUUGUUUGUAUCAAUUUUUAGGAAGAAAAAAAAAUAAUCAGAAAAAUGGAUGUGCUUUUUUCCUCGAUUGAGUGAAACUUUUUUUUUUCACUCGAUAAAGAAGAACUGAUAACAGUGUCGGUUUCGGGGGAAUGGGUGGCAGUAUUGCCGACGCUUUGGUUGCGCCUUGGCUUGCGAAAGACUGCCGUUUGCUUUUCGGAAAAGACUUCAAAUAUUUUUUUUAACUAAUUCUAAGCGUAUUUAUUUUUAGCUUAAGCACGGGUACUGAAGUAUGGCUGGAGAACUGCCAGCUGAUACUGUGAGGGGGUUUUUAUAAAGUGACACAAAUGGGGCGAUGAUGGCGAACUUCUUCGAGCACAUCCAUUUGUCUGUGAUGUUUGACGACUGCAUAUACUGCAGAAUGCGGCGUGUUUUUAUUUUGUGACAAAGGGGCAAUAAAUGAUCUGAGAUCGCUGAGCUUCCGUUUUAUUUAAUUUUAUUAUUUUUUUCAAUUUUUUACAAGCAAUACAAGCGCGCUUCCUUCUCGUCAUAUUUGUACAGCAGCAUUAGCUCCAAGCAAAAGAGUGAUAUUCAAAUCAGUCUAGUCGAUUGAAAGUUAAAGUUUACCACAGUAAAAAUGUUCGUUUCACAUCAGAUGCCAAUCAAAACAAGAGUGUUUCGAUAUCAACUUGACCGUUGCUAUGUUACGGCUGCCAGAGAGCAGGAAGCGCACUGUGAUAUGUUUUUCUGUUGAUCUUCCAAAACCCAUUUGUUUGAUAAAACUUUAUUUUGAAAAUAUUUUACGGAAAUGAAACUACGUAAUGACAAAGAAUGAAAAUUGAACUCUGUUGCACGAUAGUAAUAUUAAGAACAUAUUGAUCUCCUAAAAUGUGUAGAAAAAAAUGCUUUCAUCGAAUUCCGCGUAACGAAUCUUCCCUGCUGUGUGUCGCAUAUUUUGAUUGCUGUCAGUAUCGCUGGACGCAGGCGACGGUGCGUUACGGUAACGCUUCUUGCCAGCAAUGCAAGUGACACCUACAUAAUAAAGAGGGCAAUAAAUUUUGAAAAUUACAAUUGAUCAAAAACGUCCCUUGAAACUGAAACCCAAAAUUGACUGAGCAAAUAAAAAAAAACUCCUACCAAAUUGAGCUAAUUGAGAUAAUCAAAAAAUAAAAUGCGGAUGAGACAAAAAGAAAAAUUUUUAACAACACCAACUCAUCUAAGAAGCAAAAUAAAAAACAAUACGGAAGCAAUCGAUCGAUAUUGGCAUUAUACUCGCGCGUGCGUUCAAAUUAAUCCAACUAAAACAAACAAAAAAAGUAUCACACACAGAUAAUCGUGACAAUCGUGAGAAUAACGGAAGCAAAUGCAUCACAUUGAAAAUGUAACUAAGUAAAAUCGGUCGUUACGUUUUCUUUUAACUUUUGCCCUUACGUUUACAUGCAAUGUAAAGCAAAACCAAAGCUGUAAUUCGAAAGAGCAAAACAAAACAAAACAAAAAACAUUUCGAGGUUAGAUCCGACGCACAUGCAUAAGAGUAAAGCAAAACAAAACAAAAAAACUGAAACUCAUCGCGACUAAAUUAACACGAAAAUUUGCGAAAGAAAAAUACUACAAAAUAAAAGACUAAAUUUUUUGCCUCUUUAUAUGUACAAAAACGUAAUUCAAAACUUGUAUAUGGGUGCAACUUUCGUAAGAACUUGCGCGUAUACCGUAAUAAAACCUUUACAAGUUUUUUGCAUCUCAUUAUAGUAGGCAUCGCCAAAUCGAAAGUAGAAGAAAAAAAUUAAGCGGGGAGGGGUUUCAACCCAACCCCAAUCUACCGGCGAAGAAGAUAUCCUAACCUUAACAAACUGAUCGUAUGUAAGCUAAGCUAGGUAUUUGUUUACGAUUCUAUUCUGUUAGUCGGUGAAUAAAUGAAGCACAAGUGGAAAAGGAAAUAACAGCUAGGCUCAUCCUUCAUCCUUUUCUACUACACACCCAUGGUAACGCUUUUGGCAACCCCAACAAAGCAGAGAAACAAUAGGGCAAACAGACGCACGCACACACAACAAGCCCAGAGACAGAAAACAACAUACAUAUACGCAAUGGAAACAAAUUUACUGUUCGAUCGAUAUCCCUCCAAUAAAUGAAGAAAUCGUUAGAAAGUUAUUCAAACUAAUGCUAUCAAACCACUCAUUCUAUAAUAGGGUAAUGUUAAAUAUUUGUUGGUGGUUUCGGUGAGGUUUGAUCGUGCCUGGAAGUGUCUUUGCACGAACAAAUCUCACCCCCUUAACCAGUAUUCGUCAUGAGGUAGCGAACUAUGCGUAUAAGUACGAGAUUGAUUCACUUUUUUCUACAACUCCCAAUCAUUAUCGGAUUUAAGAUCGUGUUGUUAACAAAUGAAAUAAACUCCAUCCCUGUCCCGAGUAAAAGAGAGAAGAAAAAAUCCCGAACCUAAUAAUCCCUUUCAUUCUCCCACUUUCCUUCCUCCAAAAAAAAAAACUUAAAAAUAAAAUUGCAAAGAAAACAGGUGUUAUGCAAAUUGAACAGUAGAAUUUAAAUGUUUCAUUCCUCCCCGAGGUGAGAAGUGAGAACAGUGAGCCUCACCACGAGAACGCAACGUAACGAGUAACGUCUGUUGAUUGUCAUGGAAACAAUUGUGCAAGAGAGAGAAACGAAAACAACACAUGAUUAUCGUUAAGGAAACUAGCAGCAGAAUGCAGAGAGGUUUUUCGUGUUAAAAGAAGAGAAAAAAGCGUAAGAACAAAGAGACAACAAAAUCAAAUCAUUCGAUGAAACGAAGCAAGCCGAAGCAAACAAACACUUAUCGAGAAGCGGAGCAAUUUCAGUAUUUUGUUCGGUUACCGCCGUCGCGUCGUUUCGAGGAGCGACAGACACAGUAAAGAACAAGUCUUACUUUCUGUCCUUCUGUAGACGCGAUCAAGCACACAUACACCUCACACACAAACACACACGCAGACAUACCAUCGAGGGGAAACGAGAGAAGAAAAAGAGCAAAAAAACAUGGCGCGAUGCGAGUGCUGGAAGCAAAAACAAACAAAAAAAACAUUUCUUGUAUGAAUAUUAUAAUAUCGUUAUCAUAAAAGUCACUACAGCGUCUUUCUCAUUAUGCUAAGUUAGGCGAGCGAAGCAAAACAAUUAAAGCAAAGCGCGUUGCUUUUUGCGAGGUUAGGUUUUUACGUUGUCGCGUGAGCUAGGUUUAGAAGAGAUCUUGUACUAUUUUCUAUUUUUUUCUGUUUUUUGUUCUUGAAUUUCGAAGGCAAAAACAACAAUUUUAUUUAUGGGCCAUUUAUACCUAAGAUUAUACAUUAUCAACAUUUGUUUGUUUGCGAUGUGCGGAGAGCGAUUUGUGUUUACUUUAUUCUCUACUCCCGUUGCAUCAGCAUUCGAUUUAAUUUCAGAAAAAAAUAUACUAAAAAACCUUUUAUUCGUUCUAGCAAUCGUAAGUAAGCGAAGAAAAACCAAUAAACUGAGUGAAGCAAGAAAAAACGGGAAGUAAACAAAAGAAAGUAAAAAUGUACCAUUUAUAAACUAUUUGUCUCUAGGAAAUAAUUAUUUUUACAUGCAUAGAUACACACAAUAUUAGAUUAUAUUCAUAUACAUUUAUUUCUUUUUUGUUAACAUUAUUUUAAUUUAUUUAUUAUUAGAACAUCAGAAAGCUUAACUGUAACAAUAAAAAAAGAUGUAGCAUAAUUUUACACCCUCUCACAAUGAUAAACAAGGAAACAAAAGUACACAAACACACUCACUCACUCACUCUUACAAAUACACAUACACACACAAAAACCCCUGUAAACAAAGCAAAAGUCGAACCAACAUCAUCACACCACACCGAUGACAGAGUUGACAGUUGUACAUAGAAACAUUAAAAAAGUUUAAACAAAUGUAAACAAGCAAACAAACAAAACCGAAGCAUAAGCAAAGGAGAGAAGCAGUUGUAACAAAUGAGAUACUAAACGCGAGAUUUUGUUUUCUUUGUUCUUCGCUACCCGACUACGUGUCCCGCGCCUCCCCUUUUUAAAAGCAAACAACAACCGCCACCACCAUCCCAACCACCAUCACUUUCAACACCUCCACGAGCACCAGCGCCGGUUACCGGAACUAGGGGCAGGUCCCCGCCGGAACCGGACGUGGUGCGCAAAACGGUGCACCCCAGAAAUGACCGUUAGAUUUCACCCUUGAAGAGUAUAUAGAGGAAACGAAAGUCCGGUCGCACGCAACCCCUCUAACCGAGCUGAGCCGAACCGAAUAAAAGAAGGUUGCGCAUUCAAAAUUUAGAAUAAUUCACCAACAAUUCGGCUUCUUUUACGCUCCCCUCGUACCACGGUGGAGGCUCAGCUCGGUUAGACACGUUACGUAAGCUAAGGGAAUAGAGGCGGAAAAUCCAAGCAACCAGCGCCGCGCAUCAGAAGGGACGCGCAACAGUUCGCAAGAAGAAAAAAUCAAAUCAGAGAAAUGUUCUCUUAUAGCUUUUAGUUGUACCUGUAGAGUUUAUUAGAAACCUCCCCUCCUAAGCCCCGUUUCCGUUCACCUAAUCCCUUCCCUUUGCACUGAUUCUUUCGAGCGUUCGUUUUAUUUUUUUGGUUUGGAUGUACAUACUUAUUGUCUUAUUAUCACAUUGUUUCGGUUAAUUUUUCGUCUGAUUGAUUAUUUACUCCCGGAAUAAAAUUUUACCGUUACAGCAAAAAAAAAAUUAAGAAACAACGCUAAAUACCACAUAUGUAAUAAUGACAAACAUAUUGCAAGCAAAGAAAAAAGAAGUGUUAGUGGAAGCCGAAAUCAUGGUCCAUGCCAAAACACACUAACACAUACACACACUCACUCCCACUCGGCAAAAGAGAGAAGAAAUAACAGAGCUAGGUUUAGGAAGAAGAGUAAUGUGUACACCCUGUAAUUUGCAAUGAGAUGAGUAAAAACAAAAAAAAAACAAGAAUAGACAUUAAACAAACGUAGAGAUGAUGAUCGAGGAGGAAGAUGUGGCGAUUACUGGAAUGAUGAUUAUGUUCAACUCGAGGACAUACGCAGUUUUUUUAGUUCUAAGUAAUACAAUAUUAUACAUAUUAUGAAUAUAUACAUGGUAUUAGAUAAAGCA
Molecule: messenger RNA, 9069 nt
Organism: Wyeomyia smithii (pitcher-plant mosquito)
Lineage: Eukaryota; Metazoa; Arthropoda; Insecta; Diptera; Culicidae
Product: zinc finger protein 395-like
Exons: 6
Coding region: 127-1695 (522 amino acids)
Biological process (GO): regulation of transcription by RNA polymerase II
Cellular component (GO): nucleus
Molecular function (GO): RNA polymerase II cis-regulatory region sequence-specific DNA binding; DNA-binding transcription factor activity
Source: RefSeq, a predicted model, not a curated record